GACCCCAUUUACAGGUAUUGCUGACUUUUCAUCAAUGAAGAACAGAAUCAUUCAGCUCUGCUUGGAUCUCACUACUACUGUUCAGAAGGACUGCACUGUGGCUGACAUGGAAGAUAAAGUUCAGACUGUAGCCAAGACUUUAAAUGGCAUUUGUGAUAAAGCCAUCCAGUCAACUACAGAUCCAUUGAUGAGCCAGUGUGCAUGCCUGGAGGAGGUUCAUUUAACCAACAUUAAACCUGGGGAAGGCCUGGGAAUGUACAUCAAAUCAACUUAUGAUGGAUUACAUGUAAUUACUGGAACUACAGAAAAUUCCCCUGCUGAUCGAUCUCAGAAGAUUCAUGCUGGCGAUGAAGUGAUCCAGGUUAAUCGGCAAACUGUGGUUGGAUGGCAACUAAAAAAUCUGGUGGCAAAGUUGCGAGAGAAUCCUGCUGGGGUUAGGCUGCUGCUAAAGAAACGUCCUACUGGCUCUUUCCAUUUCACUCCUGCUCCGUUAAAGAACCUGCGUUGGAAACCACCCUUGGUGCAGACCAGUCCUCUGCCAGUCACCAGUCCUUCUACCCAGUCACAAGAAAGCACUGUGGAUACCUCACUGAAAAAAGAGAAGCCAGCCAUUUUGGAUCUGUACAUACCACCUCCACCAGCUGUUCCAUAUUCUCCUCGAGAUGAAAAGGGGAGUUUUGUAUAUGGAGGAGGCAACAAACCUAGUCAGCCACUACCUGGGUCCAAGGGCGCUGAGUCCCCCAAUUCUUUUCUGGAUCAGGAGAGUCGAAGGCGAAGGUUUACUAUUGCCGAUUCAAAUCAGUUGCCUGUGUAUCCUGUUGAAGCAAAUAUUCUACCAGCCAAGAUGAGGGAAAAAACACAAUCCUAUGGAAAACCUCGUCCUCUGUCAAUGCCUGCUGAUGGGAGCUGGAUAGGAGCUGCAGAACCCUUCUCUAGGCCACGAGCACCAGGGAGAAAAGGCAAGGUUUUCACUUUGAAACCAUUCAUGGAAACUGAUGGCAACGCUCUUGUUCCCUUGCGUCAGAAGACAAAAAAGAAAAGUCAAGGGUUCUUUAUAAUGAGCCGACGGAGGAUAUCGUGUAAAGAGCUGGGGCAAGCCGAUUGCCAAGGAUGGCUCUACAAAAAGAAGGAAAAAGGAGCUUUCAUUGGCAACAAAUGGAAAAAGUUCUGGUGUGUGCUGAAGGAGUCAUCGCUGUAUUGGUACAGCAGUCAGCUGGCUGAAAAAGCAGAAGGAUUUAUCAGACUUCCGGACUUUAGUGUGGACCGAGCAAUUGAAUGCAAAAAAAAGCAUGCUAUUAAGAUCAGCCACCCACAGAUCAAGACAUUUUAUUUUGCGGCAGAAAAUGUUCUGGAAAUGAACACGUGGCUAAGUAAGCUGGGAAUGGCUGUAGACCCUCAGGCACCCAACGGGAAGAAUGAGGAAGAAUGCUACAGUGAAAGUGAACAUGAUGAUCCCGAAAUAACAGACACACCACCUCCCCCUUACACAGUCCAGCCAACACCUCCUCCUUUGGAUCAGCAGAAGUCUUCUUUCACCUCAAUGCUAUCAAAUGAAGCAUCUUGUUCCCUCUCCUCUCCUGAAAGCACUUUCAACUCCCAAGACUCAUCUUCUUCCUUGACGUCCAAAGUGGUUUAUUCUGAGAGGCAGUCCUGGCUUGACCUAGUUAACAGCUCUGCCACAGAAGACGUUGAUCAGCCUUUAACUUUCUGCGUACAGAUUCACCCUGAUGAACUGCCAGAAGCAGACUGUGGAGAAGUGGCAGAAAGCCAGGAAGCUGGGCUUUCCAAACCCACUGGUGGAUCCCCAAACUCUUUUUUAGGUCCGGAUACACAUUGUCUAGCUGUGCCAGAUGCAACAGGACAGAGAUCACUAGCCAAAGAUCAGGAAAAAUGUGAAAAUGAUGAGAUGGAGCGACUUUACAAGUCAUUAGAACAAGCAAGCCUGUCUCCCAUUGGUGAUCGUCGGCUGUCAACAAAGAAGGAGCUUCGGAAGUCAUUUAUCAAGCGCAGCAAAAACCCCUCUAUUAAUGAAAAACUCCACAAAAUUCGAAUGUUGAACAGCACAUUAAAGUGUAAGGAGCAUGACCUGGCCACAAUUAACCAGUUGCUAGAGGACCCAAAGUUGACGGCAAUGAAGUACAGAGAGUGGAGGAACACAAACAUCAUGCUGAUCCAAGAUAUCUAUCAGCAGCAGGAGGCCCAGGAUGUAUCCACCGAGAAUAGUGAGGAGCAAGACAUGACUCCACAGCCUAUCGCUGAAAGUGCUAUCUGA
Molecule: messenger RNA, 2272 nt
Organism: Nestor notabilis (Kea)
Lineage: Eukaryota; Metazoa; Chordata; Aves; Psittaciformes; Psittacidae
Product: interactor protein for cytohesin exchange factors 1-like
Exons: 19
Biological process (GO): regulation of signal transduction
Cellular component (GO): membrane; cytoplasm
Molecular function (GO): protein binding
Source: RefSeq, a predicted model, not a curated record